AUGGCCCUGAUUGACAAGGUGUCUGAUGUUGGAGUUCCACCUGAAAAGGGGGAAGCACUUAUCAGCGAAGGAGUUGUGGCUUCUGCGAGUUCUGCAACUGUUGUGAGUUUGAAUCUCUCCUCUACAGGUGGCUGUGAGAAGCAGAGGGGUGAUUGCAAGGAAGAAAGAAGUGGGUCGGAAGAAAGUGUAUUAGAGAAUGAAGAUUAUGUCUAUACCAACUCCUUGCCGUAG
Molecule: messenger RNA, 231 nt
Organism: Sphenostylis stenocarpa
Lineage: Eukaryota; Viridiplantae; Streptophyta; Magnoliopsida; Fabales; Fabaceae
Source: the annotation of a GenBank genome assembly